GACACCAUGCGUCCUCAUUUCAACUAUAGCACAACUUCUGCGCAUCAUGCUGGAAGAAAGUGAGAAGCGUAAUCUACUGAACGUCGAUGACUAUCAAGUCCUGGCGAAAACGAAACUACCCCACUCUUUGUACGAAUACCUUGCGUCCGGUACGGCGGAUGCCACCACCUUACGAGAGAAUCGGGAUGCCUUUGCUCGCUGGUACUUGCGACCUCGUGCGAUGCGCCCUGUCGGUCGAAUCUCUACCCGCAUGGUACUAUUUGGACAAGGACUCAGUAUGCCGGUAUUUUGCUCUCCCGCCGGAGUCCACGCUCUGUGCCAUCCGGAUGGUGAAUGCGCGACAGCCAGAGUUUGUCAGGAUUUGGGCCUCUUGUUUGGUCUGUCCCAGCACGCGACCAAGUCAAUCGAGCAAGUUGCGGCAGCCGCACCACAAUCGCACCGGUAUUAUCAAGCCUAUAUUCUCAAGGAUCGGAGUAUUACCGCUCGAUUGGUGCAACGAGCGAUUCAGGCCGGCUACAGCGGCAUAUUUUUAACGGUCGACUCGGUGCGAUUUGGCUAUCGAGAAGCGGAUGCGCGGAAUGGUUUCGACGCUCUGCCAUCGCCUCAUCGGUUGGCCAAUUACGACGAGGUGCGACAACAAAAUCUAGAUCAAACAUACAAUGCAAAGACCCACUUGGCCUGGGAUCAAAACUCGGAGCUUUUGUUUGAGCAGAACGUCUCUUGGAAAGAUGUAACGUGGUUGAAGGAAGAAGUCUGUGGUGGUCUACCACUCAUCGUUAAAGGCAUCAUGACCGCUGAAGACGCCGUGCUAGCCAUCGAGGCCGGUGCCGACGCUAUCAUGGUGUCCAACCACGGUGGACGCCAGCUAGAUACUUGUCUAGGCUCUAUUGACGUCUUACCCGAGGUCGUGAUGGCUGUCGGAGGCCGCGUACCAGUCUUAUUAGACGGCGGCGUUCGCCGCGGAACAGACGUUGUCAAGGCAUUGGCACUGGGUGCCGCGGCCGUAGGAUUGGGCAAGCCACUCUUUUUUGCACUGGCGUGCGGCGGCGAAAGCUCGCUGAAAGACAUGCUUGAGAUUUUGCAAACCGAAAUAGAAGUCGCCAUGGCCUUGUGCGGAUGCGAAACGAUCUCCGACAUUCAGUCGUCUCACAUAACCCGACACCCAGGCGGCCACUUUCAAUCGAGACUAUAGCACAAGGAUAAACAAUCUCCAGUCUGGAGUCGUGAAUGUCAGUGACGUCUUCUGACUACUGAUGGAAUGCAUUGAUGGUCUACUCUGCGGGAAAUGGUGCUAGUAAGAAAGGGGAGAAACACGUACUCUUCAAAGAUGUUAAAGGCGACAGAGACAAAAAAACUAGACAUGACACACUCUUCCUGAAUGGGAUAAGAAACCUGCAGGUUUUUAAACGGGAUGUACAGUUCAUUUCAUGUCGAAGAAACCGCCCAAGUCAAAUCUAGGGCAAUUGGGUUGCUUCCCGAAAUCGACGCCAGACAUCGGUAAUAUAUUCUCCGUCACCAGGAAAGUUAGGAUCACGUGGAGCCACCACCAAACGUUCUUUGCCCCAUUGUAUUGUAUAGCAAAACGAGUCAUUCUUGGCGUCGGGAUCACGUGCCGAUCGCUUCAUUUCUUUCUUGCUGGGCCGAGCUGGACCAAGUUGCAAAGUACCCCGCGAGAAUGGUAGCUCAGUCAAGAGGGGCUCAAGCUCCUGCAAAAGAUUUGCACUGUCCACCCUACCACUUAGAUGGAUCAGUACUGGUUUACGUCGUUUUCCACAGUGCUUGGUAAUUUUUAGCGACGGAAUAUUACGUUUCGACUGUCGUCUUCUGGCACCGUGGAUCGACCAGAAAAGCGAAUCGAUUUCCGCGUUCGUCUCUUCAAACGUCUGUUUCUUGCAGAUCUCGCCUAGUUGCUGUCGGUGCUGGCGAACAGCAAUUUCGAUUCGUUGCUUCUUUGUCUCGACAAAAUGACCUUGAACGAGUCGUUCCACAAUUUCCCAAACGUCCAAUCCAACGAUUACUUGUAGUCUGUGUUCCAUACCCUUAGAUAUAUCGUUGGGGUGUCUCUCAAGUAAUUCUCGAAUCUUUACUUGUAUUUCGGAUUCGUCGAACAUAAAGUCUAGGAGCUUUUCGACAAAGAGCUCAUGAUGUACGAAGAACGGGGUCGCAAACGGCAACAUGUUUGGUUCAUAGUCUUGUUGCAAAGACUUCGCUUUCUUCAUCGGCGAUUCCUCAUCGUUGAUUUCAUGGCCAACAGCCCUGUCACGGUCUUUGUUGCUUUCGUCUUGUGGACGCUUUGCCAUUCUUGCGGU
Molecule: messenger RNA, 2309 nt
Organism: Phaeodactylum tricornutum CCAP 1055/1
Lineage: Eukaryota; Bacillariophyta; Bacillariophyceae; Surirellales; Neidiaceae
Gene: GOX
Product: glycolate oxidase
Exons: 2
Coding region: 47-1192 (381 amino acids)
Molecular function (GO): FMN binding; oxidoreductase activity
Source: RefSeq, a predicted model, not a curated record